AUGGCGAAUACUUUUCCGUUUCCAGACAACGUUCAUCUCACCAGCUCUGUUACUCUUAAGCUGAAUGACACCAACUACCUUCUGUGGAAGACACAAUUUGAGCCUCUCUUGUCCAGUCAAACGCUUAUCGGCUUUGUCAAUGGAGCCGUCAAUGCUCUAGCUCAGACUCGCCUCAUCGUCAAUGGUGAAGUCUCCAACGAGGUCCCAAACCCUCAGUAUGAGUCGUGGUUCUGCACAGAUCAACUUUUGCAGUCUUGGUUGUUUGGUACUCUGUCUGAAGAAGUCCUUGGUCAUGUUCAUAAUCUGCAAACCUCUCGUGAGAUCUGGUUGUCUCUUGCAAAGAACUUCAACAAAAGCAGUGUUGCUCGAGAGUUCUCUCUCUGUCGAAGUCUUUAA
Camelina sativa (false flax) is the source of this 396-nucleotide messenger RNA. The record is from RefSeq and is a predicted model, not a curated record. Lineage: Eukaryota; Viridiplantae; Streptophyta; Magnoliopsida; Brassicales; Brassicaceae.